Molecule: messenger RNA, 723 nt
Organism: Caenorhabditis elegans
Lineage: Eukaryota; Metazoa; Nematoda; Chromadorea; Rhabditida; Rhabditidae
Gene: C14A6.6
Product: Pre-mRNA-splicing regulator WTAP
Exons: 8
Coding region: 31-687 (218 amino acids)
Source: RefSeq, marked reviewed
UUUCGCCUUUUGGCAGUUGCUUCGAGCAAAAUGCCCAAAACUCAAAAACAAAUUGCUGCGAAAUACAAAAAUGAGACUUGGGGCGAUAUUAUAAAAGAGCUGAGAGAAAAUUCUGAACACUGGAUGGAUACGACUUUACCAAAAGCCGAACAGCGAAGAAAUUUUGAGAAGAUGGAGGAGCUUUUGAGAAGAAGUGAUAUGUGCCGGGAGAGACAAAAGGCGAUGGUUCAAAAACUGAAAAAUCUGGAAAAACUUGUGGAGGAAGACGAAAAUGGCGCGGAAUUUUCACCGGAAGAUCAAGAGAUGCUAUCGAUGCUGAAAUUGGAUCAAAAUGCUCAUCAAGCAAUUUUGAAUCUUCGCAACUCGGAUUUGGAGGGUCUUGACCCGGAAGUUAAGGAAACAAUUAUGUAUUUCAGAAAGAUCGAGAUGGUAGACGAGAUACUCGGCAAUAUUACGGAUGAUUCUGAUAAUGACGCAAACGCCAAAAACAGCACCACUUCUGAGCCUGAAAUUGAAGAUGACACCGACUCGGAACGUGGAUCGGAAAUUUUCGAGACUGAUGAAAUGGAUGACGUCACUACUUCUCCACUUACGACGUUCUUCAUUGCUCCACUUUUCCUCGCACUUCUUCUGUACUUGGCGUCAAUCAAUUUUUCGGAACUUUUCAAUGGACUUUAUGGGAACUAAAUUCUACUUGCUGAUAUAAAUUUAAAUUACUGGAAA